GUUUUGCUGUACACAAUCCGUGCACUUUGCUGCAGCCAUAGCUUCUUGCAUCAGUACUCUUCCUCGCAAUUGACUUUCCUCCUGUUUUUUCUUCCUCUCUGACAGCACUUCGACUCAUGCUGCCAUUUGCUUCGCGUUCUGAAAAGCAUAGGGGCGCUGAGUCUCGAUCAGCCUAGUCUUGGGACAACCUCGUUCAAUUAAGUACUCGGCAGCUGCAUAGGCUCCGAUACGACUUUCGAGGACAAAAUCGUCAAGAUGGAUGUCAAGCCUCAUCGACCGAUACGCAUACGCGUAAACAAUGAUGAGAACCUCCCUCCUGUCGGCCACAAUACCAAAACAAUUCACCAGCGAAAUAAAUCAAGUCCUGCACUGACCGGUUUGCCCCCGACUCAGGGACUCGCAGCUGGAGCUAAACGGAAGGUUUUUGGGGACGUGAGCAACACUGCUACAAGUGUAAAACCAAGCAAAGAUGACCUCGCUUUGCAGAACAAAGCCGUUUCGCAGCCAACUAUCAAGCCUCUGUAUGAGAGGAAAUCGACCAGUCUGCUGAGACCAGCUCAGAGACCACUAUCCGUCUCUGGUUUGCGGACAUUCUUCUCUGGUGGAAGCAACAAUGCAGCCUCUGACAAUGCAGUUACUGUGCCAGGGGAGGGCAUUGGGCUUCAUUCACAGGCUCCAGGUGGCAAGAAGACAUUGACCAAGCGACACACUGCGAUCUUCAAAGAUAAUCGUCUAGUCACGGUGCAAGAAACGGAAUCCACGAGCGUGCAGUCAAACACCAUCAAUGAGCUACCCAAAGGAAAAGACGUGGUGGAACUUACGCAUCUCGACUCUCAGCCGCUGCCUUGUCUCCUCCCGUCAACAUCGCAGACUCUCGUUGAGCCUAGUAAAGAAGUCUCAGAACCUCGAUCAGAGAUCAGCUUACCAGGAAUUGAUGAAGUCAGCUUGGAGCCUGCGGUUGCUCGCGAAGUGAACAAUGACCGCUACGUUAGAGAAGCCGUCACAACCAUCUCAGAGCUCCCUGGCCCUCCUGUCAAUUCACAUUACGAUCUUCACAAAACCUCAACCGCCCUCCCACCUCUUUCCAUCAACACCAGUGCUCCAGCUCCAGCAGCGACAUCACAACAGAUGGCUGUCGCGAAACUUGUCAACCCAGUUGACACCAUUCCUCCUCUUCUCUCGCACAAUAAUUACGUUAUCGCACCGGUUGAACAAGAGGAGCAUUGGGAAGAAGAAGAAGAAGAAGAAGAAGAAGAAGAAGAAGACGAGGACAACUACGAAGAAGAAGGCUAUGUGACGGCUAGGUCAUUUCGAUCUAGAGGCGACAAUACAACUGGCGGUGCUACGGCUGUGUUGUUUCCUCAGAUGAACCAGCGCAUUCGUAAGGAGCUUUCCCAGGCAAAACAACUGGUCGAGGCAACUCGGUCUCCUGAAGAACUCGAAGACGAGAGCUUUGACACAAGUAUGGUGGCCGAAUAUGGAGAUGAGAUCUUCGAUUACAUGAAGUCUCGAGAACUGAAGUUGCUACCCAACGCUCACUACAUGGACAACCAACAUGAAAUCCAAUGGUCGAUGCGUUCGGUCUUGAUGGACUGGCUCGUGCAAGUGCAUCUGCGCUUCAACUUGCUGCCGGAAACUCUGUUCCUGACUGUCAACUACAUCGAUCGCUUCUUGUCCUGCAAAGCCGUUUCCCUCGGCAAACUGCAACUCGUUGGUGCAACAGCCAUCUUCAUUGCUGCCAAGUAUGAAGAAAUCAAUUGCCCGUCUGUUCAAGAGAUUGUGUACAUGGUUGAUGGCGGUUACACCAUUGAUGAAAUCCUCAAGGCCGAACGCUUCAUGCUCACGAUGCUUCAUUUCGAGCUAGGAUGGCCGGGUCCGAUGAGCUUUCUGCGGAGGAUCAGCAAGGCUGACGACUACGAUCUCGAGACCAGGACAUUGGCCAAGUAUUUCUUGGAGGUUACACUCAUGGACGAGCGCUUUAUUGGUAGCCCACCAAGCUUCACAGCGGCAGCGUCUCACUGUCUCGCACGCCUCAUGCUCCGCAAAGGAACCUGGACUGCUCAUCACGUUUACUAUUCUGGAUACACAUAUUCACAGGUCGAGCCUCUUGUGAGUCUCUUAUUGGAGUGCUGUGACGAUCCUCGCAAGCACCACAGUGCAGUAUUCAACAAAUAUUGCGAUAAGCGCUACAAACGAGCAUCUGCCUUUGUGGAGACAGAGAUUCAGAGAGGAUUCCAGCUACCCGACUACGGUGCUGCGGUAUUUUUACCUCAACCACCUGCACUUCCAUACUAUGACAGCAUUUCUUACUACCGCACCUGAGAAUAUGCCUCGAAGCAUUUCUACUCGCAUGAUGAUGACCACCAUCGGGCACGCCAUAAUGAAUGACGCAUGGCCUCAAAAUGCACGAGAGAUAGAUUUCACUUCCUCUUCCUCAUGAAGUCAUCUGCACCCACCAUUUGCAUGAGAUGGAACCAGUUGCUUAGGCAACUGACAUUCGAAACUCAUCUUACGACGACACGAACUUAUGACCCACUAAUCAAUAUCAAUGCCAUUGGCCGGCGACAGAAACGGGCAUGGACCAUUUUCACUUUUCGGUACCAUUGUCAGUGACACAAUUUUCAGGGCGAAUUGUCAAACUCGAGGGGAGAGGAUUGGAGAUGGCAACGGCGCUGGAGUAAAUGUACUGCAACCUUCGAGGCGAGGAAAUGGUUGACUGCAAGCUCUUGACGUGAUUUCGAUUUUCAGCGAGGCAACAAAAAUCGUGCUGUAGCGGAACUAAUGCAACUAAUACUCUUGGAGAGAAUGAAAUAGCUGCCCUUCUA
Messenger RNA from Exophiala oligosperma, 2825 nucleotides. RefSeq lists its product as uncharacterized. NCBI's taxonomy places the organism in Eukaryota, Fungi, Ascomycota, Eurotiomycetes, Chaetothyriales, Herpotrichiellaceae. Gene Ontology annotation, cellular component: cyclin-dependent protein kinase holoenzyme complex; nucleus; cytoplasm. Gene Ontology annotation, molecular function: cyclin-dependent protein serine/threonine kinase regulator activity. The record is from RefSeq and is a predicted model, not a curated record. Gene Ontology annotation, biological process: regulation of cyclin-dependent protein serine/threonine kinase activity; mitotic cell cycle phase transition. Bases 256 to 2322 code for a protein of 688 amino acids. The transcript has 3 exons.